UUUUGCCCUGUUCUUUCAUUCUCAAACUCUCUCAGAAAGACAGAAAUACUCUGACAUUUAAACCUUUCUAAAGCAAUAAGCCAAUAAAACCUUAUUUAAAACUUUGGUGCUUUUUCUGUUUUUCUUCCUCGACAAUUAAAGCAAGCUUGGAAACCUUUAACGAUGUCCAUGGUGGAAAUUUUAGUACCCAAUCUUGAUUGUGAAGGUUGUGCAUCCAAGUUGAAGAAGGCUCUCAACAAGCUUAAAGGAGUUGAGGACGUAGAAAUAGACAUGGACACACAAAAGGUGACAGUAAAAGGGUACAGAUUAGAAGAGAAGAAAAUAAUCAAAGCAAUAAAAAGAGCAGGAAAAGCAGCAGAACCAUGGCCAUUUCCUUCACAUUCUCAUUAUACUUCAUUUUAUAAGUAUCCUUCCUACAUUACCAACCAUUAUUAUGACACUUCAAACGGCGCCGCCCCGAGCGUCCACGCCUUCUUCCAUACGCCGGCGGUUUACUCGGUGGCUGUUGCGUCGGACGAGACUGUAGCUUCCAUGUUUAGUGAUGAUAAUCCUCAUGCUUGCAGCAUAAUGUGAUCAGAGCCGGAGUAUUGUUGAAAAUGCUCAAAUUUGCCCGGAAUGUGAUCAUAGUUAGCUUUAUUUAUAGCAUGGAUUAUUGUUAGUCUCAUUUAAAAUACUAGAAUAGAUUGUGUUAUUCUUGUAAUAUGAUUGUUGUAUGCUUUGUUUGAUUAUUUUAUGAUCAUCAUUUUAUGCUUGUAUUCUUGUAUCAAUUCAAUUGUUUGUUAUAUUCUUUUAACCACAACUUA
This is a messenger RNA of Amaranthus tricolor (Joseph's coat), 803 nucleotides long. Its product is annotated as heavy metal-associated isoprenylated plant protein 31. Bases 163 to 573 code for a protein of 136 amino acids. Gene Ontology annotation, molecular function: metal ion binding. The transcript is spliced from 3 exons. NCBI's taxonomy places the organism in Eukaryota, Viridiplantae, Streptophyta, Magnoliopsida, Caryophyllales, Amaranthaceae. The record is from RefSeq and is a predicted model, not a curated record.